AUGUGGAAAAACAACAACGCGCACGAUAAGAUAAGAUCCCACGUCAGCAUUUCCACUGCGAUCUCUGACGUCAACCAAACAAAGUCCAAUUCCUGGAAGUUGAAACGCAUCGUCAAUGCGUCCCCGGCAAGGAAACUGCACGGCUAUCGUCAGAACAACUCGCUCUAUCGUGCUUCACUCCUUCGGCAGAUCGUGGCAAGUCCGCGGAUCAAACAUCAAGAGUCCAACUUGGACCUAUGCUAUGUUACCGACUACAUCGUGGUCACGUCCGGCCCCAGCUCAGUAUGGCCGAAGAAAGCCUACCGAAACCCUUUGGAUCAACUGGUGGGAUUUUUGGACAAGAAACAUGGAGAGGACUGGGCUAUAUUCGAGUUCCGCGCAGAAGGCACCGGAUAUCCCGAUUCAGAGGUGUACAACAGAAUUCAUCACUUCCCUUGGCCUGACCACCACCCUCCGCCUUUUGCCAUCAUACCAAACGUUAUGGCUGCUAUGCGCAACUGGAUCCAGCGUCUAGACGAGAAUAUAGACCCCGAGCAGAAGGAGAAGAAGGACAAGAGAGUGGCCGUCAUCCACUGCAAGGCCGGGAAGGGCAGAAGUGGAACUGUGGUAUGCUCAUAUUUGAUCAGUGAGGAAGGUUGGAAGAAAGAAGAUGCACUUGUCCGCUUUACUGAGCGACGAAUGCGAGCGGGCUUCGGGCAGGGAGUGAGUAUUCCCAGCCAGCUCCGUUACGUCGGGUACGUUGAUCGCUGGGCGAAUCAGAUGGGCAAGAAAUAUGUCGAAAGACCGGUUGAAGUCGUCGAGAUCCAUGUCUACGGGCUCAGAGACGGGGUCAAAGUCGCAGUGGAGGGCUACGUGGAGAAUGGACGCCGCAUAAAGCAUUUCCACACAUUUAGCCGCCAGGAAAAAAUGGUGGUUGAAGGUGGUCACGACACCCCUGUCGCUCCGAGUGUACGACCGGAGCAGACCUCGAGUGCAAAGAAAGACGACGAAGUGCUGAGCACCCCUGUACAUGGGACUCCCCAGUCCUCCAGCUCGAAUCUGAACCACCCAUCUUCAGCGUCCACCCAAACGGUUAUCCUUAAACCCUUGUCGCCCAUUAUUCUGCCGACCAGUGAUAUCAACAUAGAUUUCGAGCGACGUAACAAGGCAGGUUAUGCAGGGUUCACAGUCGUUACGUCCAUCGCUCAUGUGUGGUUCAAUGCUUAUUUCGAAGGAGGCUACGAGGGCCAUGAUUCUGGCGUUUUCGAGAUCGAGUGGGAGGCCAUGGACGGUAUCAAGGGUAGCACCCGGAAAGGCACAAAAGCACUUGACCGUUUCAAGGUGGUGUGGAAGUACGCGAAAAGCGAGGGAGAUGUCGCACCUCAAGAGCAGGUCAUCCAAGAACCUGCAGAGGGCGAGCCCGUGCCGGAGAGCCAGCCGGCAGAUUGGCGAGGCGACGAGAGCGGGGGCCUAACUCCUACAGCAAGUGGUCAUUCGGGGGGAACUGCCCUUGCGGCGGGUGCAAUGAUCGAUCAAGGCGCAGAGUGCUUGAGCAGGAGACUGGGUCUCAGAAAAUCGGAUCCCGGUAGUGCGAAUCUCAGUCGCGCCUCGAGUCCAGUCGGAGAAGACAUUGUCCCUCCUCGUAAGAGCACCGAGCUACGUGAUGCUGAACGAUCCGAGGACGAGGACGAGGGUGUCAAAGUCAGCGGCCCUGCUGGUGAAGACCAAGUCUCAUAUGACGGAACCUCGGACAAUGAUCAAGGCGAACGAAGCAAGUCCUGCCCCGGACAUGCGAAAGAACUGGGGUUAGGCAAGAUUGCUCACAUUGUAUCAAAGAUGAAGCCAGGGGACAAGAACGACGCGCACGCAGGAGAGCAGUCUUGA
This is a messenger RNA of Exophiala dermatitidis NIH/UT8656, 1863 nucleotides long. RefSeq names its product protein-tyrosine phosphatase. Gene Ontology annotation, biological process: negative regulation of cell population proliferation; protein dephosphorylation; regulation of phosphatidylinositol 3-kinase/protein kinase B signal transduction. The record is from RefSeq and is a predicted model, not a curated record. Lineage: Eukaryota; Fungi; Ascomycota; Eurotiomycetes; Chaetothyriales; Herpotrichiellaceae. The coding region runs from base 1 to 1863 and encodes 620 amino acids. Gene Ontology annotation, molecular function: phosphatidylinositol-3,4,5-trisphosphate 3-phosphatase activity; protein tyrosine/serine/threonine phosphatase activity; protein tyrosine phosphatase activity. The transcript is spliced from 3 exons. Gene Ontology annotation, cellular component: nucleus; cell projection; cytosol.